AUGAGGUGCAUGCUGAGUGAUGUUAGUGUGCAGCACUCACAGCUUUUGCUGGCCAGUGUGCCUAAGCAAGCUACUGUGGACUCCACCUGGCAACCUCUUUGGGCAGAGAUUGCCAACUCCCUGACCAUCCUUGCAAAUGGUGGGGUGGUUUGGGUGAUUUGUGGCGACUUGGAGUUCUUUUGCCAAGAAUUCCAAUUUCCGACAGCGAUGUCAAAUUACCCAUGCAAAUACUGCUGCGCUACAAAUUUCUUUGGCAAGAAUGAAGUGCCUUUUACUGAUUUCAGGAGCGCAGCUGCUUGGCGAAGCACAAAGCUGGAGGCUGUGGAGGACAUAGUGGACCACCCCCUCAUGGAUGUUCCAGCAAUCAGCUUCUGGACUAUAAAGCUUGAUUGGCUGCACCUUGUGGACUUGGGCUGUGCAAGCCAGCUCUUUGGGAAUGUUGUGUGGGACCUGAUUGAAGACCACCUUGAAGGGCCAUCAAGGGCUGCAAAGCUCCUGGAGUUGAACCACAUGAUCUGCAAGGCCUACCAGGAGAACAACAUCCCUGCCUCCAAAAGACUGGGGAGGCUCAGCCUGUCUGAUGUCUGCAAUGGUGGUGAUGACUACCCCAGCUUGAGGCACCAGAAGGGAAGGAGAGUGAGAUACUUUUCGUUGGUAGCUUGCCACCUGGCUGCAGAGUUUGCAGUGGGUGACUUUGGCAAGCAUCGCCUCAAGGCUGUGGAAGCCAUGAAUGACAUGUACUGUUUGGCUGACAGAAAGGAGCAUGUGUGGUCUGCAGACACAUACAAUCAGUUCAAGCAGGCCACACACAAAAUGCUCUUGCACUAUGGCUGGCUAGCCAAAAAGUCCAUGGAGAAGAAGCUGUGCAGAUACAGCAUCACCCAAAAGCACCACAAGCUGGCUUGCAGGUACAUAGACCAGUGCCUAUACAUGGCACCAAGGUCUACUUGGUGUUACGGUCCUGAGAGUUACAUGAGCAUGUGCAUCAGGAUCGCUGCAGCCUCUGUAAAGGGAACAGGUGGCACAAAGCUGCCUGGAAAGGUGCUGCAGAAAUUUGCACUCUGCUUCCACUUGCUCUUGAGUGGCCAACUCAACCUCAAAGAGGAUGAUGCUGACUAG
Durusdinium trenchii is the source of this 1119-nucleotide messenger RNA. The record is from the annotation of a GenBank genome assembly. NCBI's taxonomy places the organism in Eukaryota, Dinophyceae, Suessiales, Symbiodiniaceae.